GGGUGGGGGAGAAUGGCGAUAGUGGCGGAAGGACAGGGAUGGGGGGAGUGGGGUACAGGAGAAGCUCGCAAUUGAACGAGAAGAGACAGGAAACAAGGCGCCAUAAAUGCCCAGAGGAUUCAACAUCUGGGUCUCGACACUGUCAACCAUCACUGCUUUCAAACCUACUGACGUUGUGAUGCAGCAUUUUCCUCUUGGAGCGCAACAAGACAACUGCGCAGAUACGUAAAAGAAAACUCUGCAGCAUCCUUCAGCUUUCUCUGACUCCUUGCUCCUGCUCCUCAGCGCCCGCGCUCCAAAUACCUGCUGCUUUGCCUCCUCCCCUUCGUUCCUCCCUCCCUCAAUUUGUGUUCCCUUCUUCUCACGCUUCACGCGGCCCUCGCAUUCAAACGUCUCGCUAUUUCCACCACCGCUCCCCUCCCGAAUUGGGUGUUCUAGAGUUUCUGGCGCAGGUGGCUGCCCGUAGGUGACAGUUUUAGCCUUUUUCGAAUUGCUAGAUCCGCUUGCAUCGAUUUCUGUAGGCCCUGGGUGGUUUCUUGCGCAUUAGUGUGCAUUGGGUAGUUCUUCUCUUUUAUAUAAUCAUUCUUGUUUCCAGAUUUUUUUCAAAUUUGUAUGUUCGUUUGUUUUUACCUUGAGUGGUGUUGUGAGAUUUAGAAGUGAGGGCCUUUUGAUUCGUCCCUUGACGUGUGAUGGCAUGAUAUGUCCUGAAGGGCGUAACAAUUUGUCGGUUGUAGUUUUCCUUGGAGCUCAUUGUCGUUCGUGUUCUGUGAUCAUCGAGGUUGGUCGGGAUAGUAAUGCGAAAAUUGUUUAGGAUUUGUUUAUUUUCCCUCGUUUCCUCCGAUGGCUGGAAAGCUUUUAGACUUUUAUUUGUGCCCUAGAGUUGGGUGCUGCAGCGUUGGUCGGAGGUGCAUUGGGUUUCCAUGCUAGCUGUCGCCUGUGUAGUAUCCGUGUACAGGGCCUUAGGUAUCUUGCCUGCACCUUGACGGAAGCAUACUAUCCGUUUUCAAUCAGAACUCAAUCAGUUCGCACCUCUAAGAUCUCAUUGAGAGUCCAACGAAUUUGCACAACAGCUCAAUUGCUCAGUAUUCGUCGUGUAAUGCUUGCUAGUGGAAGGAGGGAUUGAGGGUCUGCUGUAUACUUUGUCACCAUCCCAGAGCUAGGCUAUGAAAGUUCUCUCUUGGCUGGUGUAUCGACAUUUUGUUGCCUUGAAAUUGAUUCGUGGAGAUUCGUGGGGAUUUCCUUAUUUCUUUGGAGCAGAUUGAAGUGAAUGGGAAGUCGGAGAUAUUAUUUUCUCCUCUACGAAUAACCUUCACACAUUUGAAGGACUUAGUGGGAAUCACAACGAGCGAAAUAAAAUAAAAUAAAAUCAAUAAUAUGAUGGCAAUUAGGAAAAGGAUGCGGAGGAGAAACGGAGCGAGAGGAGUAGGGUUUCGGUACGAUGAUCAACUUUAGUGUUCAAGGGUUUCGUAGUGUUGAGAGUGAGAGGAAACGAGGAGCUUCUUCCCUUGGCUAGUUAUGCGGGCUUCGCUACCUUGUCGAGCCCACCGUAUGCUGCCAGGAACUAAUGGUGCGUCGUCAUGGCUGGCAGCUUCCAGCGCACACGUUCCAGAUUUUGGCGAUCACAGUUUUUUUCAUUCUGGCGACCGCUUUCUAUGUUUUCUUUGCUCCUUUUCUAUGGAUCGGAGCAUUGGAGACUGCAGCUUUCGCACUUUAUUCCCCCUUGUUUGCUACAGUUUUAGUUCUCUACAUACGCUGUUCAGGCAUCGACCCCGCAGACCCGAGUGUCUUGAAGAAUCGGCCCUUGUCUAAACAUGAUGAAAAUAGCUCCUUCUCACAGAUUUCUGGUGACAUGUCCUCAGUCACAUCCAGUCCCCUCUCUGCACUACAAUCAGAGAGAGAACACAGGAGAAAAGCAUCACAUGCAGAGCAAGGCAGGGUCGGUUGGCAUAAGGCCCCUGGUUUAUGCUCCUUCGCUGGGCUUUAUAUGCUGUGCUGUGGUUGGGUGGUUAAAGAGGACAUCUGUUUUAAUGAGGAAAAAUAUGAACAUCCCGUUCCCGAAGAAGAUAUUCUUUUUUGCACUCUCUGCAAUGCAGAGGUUCGCAAAUACAGUAAGCAUUGUAGGAGCUGCGAUAAAUGCGUUGAUGGCUUCGACCACCAUUGUCGGUGGCUGAACAACUGUGUAGGGAGGAAGAAUUACUCCACGUUUAUUGCUCUAAUGGCCACAAGCCUCCUCUUGCUUGUGAUUGAGUGGGGAAUAGGAGCGGCUGUUUUUAUACGAUGCUUUGUGGACAGGAAAGGGACGUUGGAUCAGAUAUACGACAAGCUCGGGAAUGGGUUUUCCAUGAUUCCAUUCGCAGCUGUAGUGCUGAUGUGCACACUGAUCGCUUUUCUGGCCUCAAUCCCGUUAGGAGAACUCUUUUUCUUUCAUCUAAUUCUUAUGAGAAAGGGAAUUUCUACAUAUGAGUAUGUGGUGGCUAUGCGAGCCCAGGCUGAAGCUCAGGCCGAAUCCAUUACUCGCGCUGAGGAGGAUAGUUAUCUAUCCUCACCUGGUGCUUCAACAACGACUGGUAUAAGUGGAGCCAGCUCAAUCGGGAUUCAAAUCCGCGGAGGUGGUAGCUGGUGUACACCGCCUCGCAUAUUUGUUGAGCACCAGGAUGAGGAUCCUGAUAUGGUACCGAGCAGGCUGCCUUCAACUGUGGACCCAGAUGCCCCUGGGCGACCCAGAAAGAAACCGUCAGGAAACGUGAGGAUCAGUGCAUGGCGACUGGCAAAGCUAAACGCACAAGAAGCUUCUCUUGCUGCAGCAAAAGCCCGGGACAAAUCCUCUGUGCUUCAGAGGCUUGGAGACCGCAAUCUGGGAAACGUACCAGAAACGGAUUACAGCUCGAGCAGCAUGAGCAGCCGGAGCGCGCUCAGUUUAGAUUAUCCCCUGAAGAAGUCCAUGCAAAGGGUUCCGCAGAAGCUUGCCACUCCUCGUGGACUAUCAUCUUUCAAUCUUGAGCUCUCUCGCAACCUCCCUCCGCGGACAACUGCACCCACCCUUCGUGCCUCACUAGAGCGUCCGAAUCUUGCUUAUGUCGAAUCAGAUGUGCGCAGCAGUAUAAGUAGCCACAGCGUCACAUCUACUCUCCCAGACUCCGCAGCUAUGAGUCCCCUUCCUGCAGAGUCGAGAUACGGUUCCUUAGAGAAGAUUCAGGUGUUGCCUACUGCUUCCCCAGGUAAUUCUUCUGCAGAAAACUGUCCAAGCUCAGGACCACGGUCGAGCUUGCCGACGUUUCAAGGAGGGAGGAGCCACUUAUCGCCGUGGGGAGUAGGUGAAACGCGUGAGCCCUCCACCCAUGGUGCUGGCCAGACUGUGGUCUCUGCGUCGAGAGAGAGAAACAUUUAUUUGAGGGACCAGCGGCGAAGUGCGGUGUUUUGGAGCCGGUCUGAGUUGGGACGAUUUGGUGGUGACAUGAGCGGUAUUGGAAUCCGGCCGCAGAGCAGACCGGGUAUGUAUGGCGGCAGUGGCAUCAGCACUUCAACGUUUCCCUCACAAGUUCUCCGCACGUGGCCAAUGAAUCCCCUUGCUGGGUCAGACGUCUCCGUUUCUUCCGAGUCUGGCGCUGCGAGUGGAGCUAAUUUUUCUGCAACUGCGAGCGCCACUCCCACAGCUCCUGCUCUGCCUCAUCCAUCUCCUACUCCACCGAGCCAGACUCAAAAUCCUCCAGAAAGCUUUUCCAUUUUCUUUGGACCCCCCAUUGUGCCAGUUGGAAAUGGGAAGGCACCCAAAAACUAAUUCUCAGCUGAUUUCAAUAUUUUGGUAAACAGACUAAGCAUCAAUCUUACCAUACUCGAAGUAUCAUUUCGUGGCAAGAUGAGUGGACUUCAUCGUGGUCCUCUCCGCUAGUUAAAUGAAUCGCUGAGAAUGGGUUAUCAACCAAUCAACAUCAGCAGCUGCAACAAUCAUAUCAUGGGAGAAGUUUUCAAAUCGGUACAGGCUGUGCUAUCUGGGACCAAGAAUGCUAAGGAUGCUAAUUUGUGUUUACAGAGAAAGUGCUUGAGACUAUUUGAUUGUGCAUUUGUCGAAAUUGUGCAUUUUGGGCGACCUGUACAAUUUUUACCUUGUUAUAACUGGUGUAUGUGUGUUUUUUUCUUUUUUCCUUUUUCUUUUCCUCCUCCUGUAAAGUCUUUUCCGUGUAGGGUAGUAGAGCGAGGCCUUCCUAACUGCGUUUCAGGGAAACAUUGGGUUGUUCUACCGCUCUACCUCUCCACAUGUAAACAGGCGCCUUGGUCUCUCUGUGGAGCCUGGUUGGAAGGGUGUGGUUGCUGCUUUCUGCUUGAGGGCAAGUUCUGCUGAGACUUCAGCAAAGGUUUCUCUCUUGGGUCUAUUUCCCUUUCUCUUGCUUACUGUAACUACUUACCAGAUGUAAUAGUAGAGUAGUGCCUCGAAUCUCGAGGAAGCAAGAGCUCCGUUCCUGCGGUAUAAUGUUUGGGAAGGAAACAUUCAUAGGGAUUCUUUUCCAGACGCUUCGGGAUUAACGAUUGCAGCUUCUAAAACCGGUUACUGUAUAGACAGGCAGAUGCUCGUACGUUGGGAGAAACUCUUCCAAUCUUCUAUAUGUACACCAUCUACCUCGUAGAUGUAUUAACUGCCUGCCAUUUCUGAGUUGUAUGAUAUGUAUUCAAUUUUCGGUA
Molecule: messenger RNA, 4677 nt
Organism: Physcomitrium patens
Lineage: Eukaryota; Viridiplantae; Streptophyta; Bryopsida; Funariales; Funariaceae
Source: RefSeq, a predicted model, not a curated record